This is a messenger RNA of Phragmites australis (common reed), 1680 nucleotides long. RefSeq names its product transcription factor bHLH93-like. Gene Ontology annotation, biological process: regulation of DNA-templated transcription. Gene Ontology annotation, cellular component: nucleus. Gene Ontology annotation, molecular function: sequence-specific DNA binding; protein dimerization activity; DNA-binding transcription factor activity. Lineage: Eukaryota; Viridiplantae; Streptophyta; Magnoliopsida; Poales; Poaceae. The coding region runs from base 374 to 1330 and encodes 318 amino acids. The transcript has 4 exons. The record is from RefSeq and is a predicted model, not a curated record.
ACCAGGUUGGGAGCCUCUCUACAUUCUACUCCUACCGCAAACCACAGAUUAAAGGCCUCAUGAGCAGAAUAUAAUAGGGAUUAAACAAAUGAAUGAAUGGGAUAAGCAGCAGGUGAAUGGGAAAGCACUAAUGAUUCCUUUCCAAUCUCAUCAUCCCAUCCCUAUCUAUCUUAAUACUACCACUGUUCACCAUUUAUCACAGGGAAUAAUUGUCCCCCUUCCACGGUUCCACCCCAUAUAAAUCCUCUCAUCAUGGCCUUGCCCUCCCCUCUCACCAUAGCUCACAAGCCGCACACGCAGCAAUAGCCAGCACUUGUUCUUCUUCUUGUUGUCGUUCUUGGAGGAGGGUCUCACAAGCCAAGCAAAAGAAGAGAUGGAGCUGGACGAGCAGGCCUUCUUGGAGGAGAUCCUCUCCCUGAGGAGGGACGCGUGGGAGUGCAAUGCCAUGGGGGACUUCUUCUCCUCGCCCUGCACCGCCGCCAUGGACUGCUCCUUCCAAGAACGCCACCAGCCGCCACCAACUGUGAGCGUCCUCCCCACAUUCACAGCUUCCUACGAGCAGCCGCAGCCGGCGGCGCACGGGUUCGACUACCUCAGCGAGGUCUACGGCGCCGCCGCGUUCGGCGACCCCAAUGCCAGCGACUAUGGCAGCGAGAUGGGGUUUCUUGAUAUCAUCGAGCCCAAGGCGCCUCUGGUGGAGGGCGGUGGCCUUGGGGUCUGCAAGGUGGAGCCCGGGCUGGCGGAGAGCGGCGGGGCGUUCAGCGCCGGCGCUGCGCCACCGGCCCCGGCGUCGAAGAAGAAGAGGGUGGAGGGCAUGCCGUCCAAGAACCUGAUGGCCGAGCGCCGCCGCCGCAAGCGCCUCAACGACCGCCUAUCUAUGCUUCGGUCCGUCGUGCCCAAGAUCAGCAAGAUGGACCGGACAUCGAUUCUUGGCGACACGAUCGACUACAUGAAGGAGCUACUGGAGAGGAUCAAGCUGCUGCAGGAGGAGAUCGACGAGCAGCAGGAGACGCCGGGCGUGCUCAGCGUGUUCCGGGAGCUCAACCCCAACGAGAUGGUCACCAAGAACACCCCCAAGUUCGACGUGGAGAGGAAGGAGGGCGGCGAGACCCGGGUGGAGAUCUACUGCGCGGCGAAGCCUGGGCUGCUGCUGUCGACGGUGAGCACGCUCGACACGCUGGGGCUCGACAUCCAGCAGGCCGUCGUCAGCUGCUUCAACGACUUCGGCAUGCACGCCUCCUGCUCCGAGAUGCAGAGGGAAAGGAUCAGCGCGGACAUGAUAAAGCAGGAGCUGUUGAAGAACGCCGGCUAUGGCGGAGGCUGCUUGUAGAGAGAACUAGAGGAGGAAGAAGAAGAGAGCAGCAAUAAAUUAAGCAGUAGUGGUGGUAGCAGUAGCAGUAGCAGCAGUCAGUAGAGCAGGCAGGCAGGAUUGAAAAGGCAGAGGCAGAUUUGGGAGGCCCUUUUGCAAUCGAUCUCCCCAUGAUAACCCAUGUUAUGUAGUACUGUAUCACGCUGUGAUGAAUCUUCUCCUAUUAGCAAAAAGGGUAGCUUGCUGCCUUUUUAAUGAUUGAUCAGUUCUGCUUUUCGCAGUUUUUUUAAUGAGGAGUUCCUCAGCUCUGUUCAUGGUUUGUAUCAAAGAAACGUGUUAAAAUGUUUAGUUCAGUUUCUGAUUUGGCCCUA